Fraxinus pennsylvanica is the source of this 516-nucleotide messenger RNA. NCBI's taxonomy places the organism in Eukaryota, Viridiplantae, Streptophyta, Magnoliopsida, Lamiales, Oleaceae. The record is from the annotation of a GenBank genome assembly.
AUGGUUAGUGCCGAUGAUUUCUUCUUUCGUGGACUGAACAUACCCGGAAAUACAUCAAAUCCUCAAGGAUCAGUGGUCACUUUUGCGACUGUCGACCAAUUUCCAGGGCUCAACACUCUUGGCAUCUCUUUAGUCCGUAUCGACUAUGCACCCUAUGGUCUCAAUGCGCCUCACACGCACCCCCUGGCUUCUGAGGUUCUUCUUGCUGUGGAGGGUACUCUGUAUGUUGGAUUCGUUACUUCAAACCCAGGAGAUCCAAACAUAAAGUACAAACUCUUUACCAAGACUUUGUAUCCAGGAGACGUCUUUGUGUUUCCACAAGGUCUCAUUCAUUUCCAGUUAAAUGUGGGGAAGAAUAAUGCUGUUGCAUUUGCUGGUCUAAGCAGCCAAAACCCAGGACGAAUCACAAUUGCAAAUGCAGUUUUUGGAUCCGACCCGCCCAUUAAUAUCGAUGUUCUCACCAAGGCUUUCCAAGUUGAUGCGAAUGUGAUUAAAUAUCUUCAAGGACAGUUCUGA